CAGUGCGCGAGCCGUCUGUCGCGCCGCCGCCAUGGCCGCGCCGCGCCGCGACCGCUGACCGCAGCGCCGACCGCGCCCGUCUCCGACGCUCACUCGCCCGGCUCACACCUCGCUGCGCCGCGCCCGCCGCUAGGUAAAGUAUCGGCCGACGCGUUUUGCCCGCGCUUUGUUAGGCCGCGCGUCUCGCCUCGCGCCGUUUCUUCGUCCUUCGUACAUGCCGAUACAUAGGUAACGUUAUCAAGACAACAGUCCUUAUAAUCUGGGGGUCUGACUCGCUACGCAGCUCGCGACCACGUCUAUCUGGACUCGCAGCCGAGGAGACGACCUAUCCCGACGAUCGUGUGUUGUUCGCCCAACUGCUCCGAUGCUUUAUCGGUGUCGGGGGCGCAGCGCGGGCGCGAGCGACAUGCGGCCCCGCCGGCAGACGCCCAUGGAGCUCGGCUAGCGGCGCGCGCGCAGCACCCGCGCCCGCUCCCCGCGCCCCGCCCCGCCGACAACAUGGACCUCGCUGACGUGCCUCGACAUCGACCCCUCGCCUUCGAUAAGAUGGAAAGUUUGAUCAAGGAAAUGCAAGAUCCAGAAACGGGUGUACCAGUGAGAAGUCAGAAACUUUUUCUUAGUGUUAUUCCGUCAGCUUUUAUGGGUUACGAUCUUGUCGAAUGGCUAAUGGAACGGUUUAAUCUUGACGAAACUAGCAAUGGUGAGUGUUUAGUGGUCGGCACUGUGCCCUGGGCAGGCUGUCGCCGGCGGGCCCCAGUAGAUAGCUAUAGUGAGAAGUGGCACUUAUGUCCCCAGGUGUUGAUAUUUGAAGCAAUAAAUUUAGCCAAUCAACUCUGCCAAUAUGGUUACUUCUUUCCUGUCAACGAUUUGAAAAACCUUGUGUUAAAGGAUGAUUCUUCUCUAUAUAGAUUUCAAAGCCCAUAUUACUGGCCGUGGCAGGCGCCGCGCGUAGCCGGAGGCUCCGGCGCGCCGACCCUGGGUCCAGACAACGUGGAGUACGCCAUCUACCUCGUGAAGCGGACCUUAAGGAACAAACAGAGGCAUGGCCUCGAAGACUACGAGCAAGAGGCUCUCGCCAACCUCAAAAAGAAUCUCGCGGCCAAAUGGGACUUCAUCACUAUGCAGGCAGAGGAACAGGUACGAUUGGCUAAGGAAAGGAAGAAAGGCGACAAGAUCGUAAGCGAUAGUCAAGAGCGUGCGUACUGGCGCGUGGCACGACCUCCGCCGGGGUUGCCCAGCGCGCUGGAGCCGUGUCCCGUGCCCGUGCGCAACAGACAUCCGCGCCCCAAGAAGCGAACUAUCCACCAACUGACGCGGGAGAUCGAACAUCUAAAGGCGAGCCUAGAUCGCACACGAGUGAAGACUUCAAUUGCCCUAGAGGCCCUUAUGGCCUACUCGGAGACCUUCGCUCCCUACGAUCCCUGGCUCACCCCGCCGCAGCCCUCUAACCCUUGGGUCAGUGACGAUACGAUCUUCUGGCAGAUUAACAGUCCAAUAGUGGAAGUACCUAGUGAGAAGCGAGUGCAACGUUGGGCGCUGUCGAUCGAAGAGCUGGUAUCUGACCCGACGGGUUUGCAGGAGUUUACCAGCUUCCUGCGCAAGGAGUACUCCCACGAGAAUAUCCGUUUCUGGCUAGCUGUCAUGGACCUGCGCAGGAGCAGCACUAAGCAGAUCCCUAAGAAGCUCGAGGAAAUCUAUGAAGAGUUUCUGAAGCCAGGAGCACCGUGUGAGAUCAACAUCGACGGCGCGACCGCCGAGCGCGUAGCGGAGGGAAUCAAAUCAGGUUCCCGCUACGCGCUCGACCACGCUGCAGAACACGUAUACAAUCUGCUCCUGAAGAAGGACUGCUAUCCGCGCUUCGUGCGCUCUGAUCACUUCCAACGAUUGUUGGCCGAGGGGAAGAAUGUCCAUCAGAAGAAAGCAAAGUUCUUCAAUUUCGGGGGGCAAGUAAAGAAGAAGCCGGGAUCAACUAGCGGCAGCGGCGGCAGUGGCGCCGCGCUGUCCCGGCGACGAGGCUCAGACCGCUCGCUGUCGGGCUCCGCGCACGAGCUGGCGGUCUGCGCCGCGCAGCCUCCGCGCGCGCCCGACCCGCCGCCCCACAGUCACUCACAGUCCAACCUCGCAGAUAUACCCUUCAGGGACCCGGACGACGACACGGCGGACGUCCUACCUUGGGAGAGUUCGUCGCGAGAGGGAGUGUACUGCGUGGCAAGCCGGCGCCGGCAGGACUCCGCCGCUGACUCCGGGAGCUCGUCCUCUGACGUCAGCGCAGCCGUCGCUGUACAGGAGCGACGUCGACUGCCGCAGCAGAGCACGCUCGAUGGCGGGCUCAGAGGUGCGCCACCGCCACUGCGACGACUAUCGGCAGUGGAGCCUCGACACCUGGCGCCACUGGGCUCACCGCCGCAUUCACCACGGCCGCCCCGCCCUGCCCCAGCCCCAACAGCCGCCCCGCCCCCACACCCCACUCCCACCAUCAGCGUAAGCUCUGCGCCCGAUGAUGAAUCCGCGUCCCCCGCGGGUACAGGCUCGCCUGACGACCCGCGCUCGGUGACGCACUCCGACGAACCCUCAUCGGUGUUCGCGUCCGCCGACGUCACCCCCACUGAUCCGGCCCGGCCGGCUUUCAAGACUUUUGAGGAUCGGAGCUCCGUGUCCGAUCCCGGAUGUGAUGACUCUCGAUCUGAACUUUCGAAAGUGCCAGUGAGUGUGCGAUCCGCGCCCGAAUCGGAGUCUCGCGAUGACUCCUCCGCCUCGGGCGUAAUGUCAGACUCAAAGGAUUCCGAGUGGACAAGGUCGUCCGAUGACGAUGUCGCUUCUGUGAGAGGACCGCUGUCCCGAGAACCGUCAACGAUAAAGGAAAUCAGUUCGGCCUCAAGGAAAACUAAUAGCACAAUCGCCGAUCUUCCAAAAGGCGCUCGGGCCAAGGACGGCGUGUUAGAAGUCAAAUCGGUCCCAGAUUCCAAAACAGCGGUGAAUACCUCUGACGGAGGCAGUUCGAAGACCACAUCGAGUGAAGCGUCGAUGGAGACGACGCUGAGCAAUACUGCCGAGCCGGCUCAUCUGGCCCGUUGUCCGACGUCGAGCGUGGCCAGCAUUGUGAGUGCUUCACACGUGUCCAGCGAGGGCAGCAGGACGGAUGGCUCGAGCGUGCCUAGUACGGCGAGUGCUGCGAUCGCGGUCGUCCCGGGUGCGCCGAGCAUGCCGUGCGCACCGAAUACGGCGCCCGCACGACCGCCAGUGGCGCCGCUCGCGGUAUGUGAGGACAUCGGGGUCGACGACGACAACAUAGACAAAGUGCCUUCGGCGCCCCUGCUAAGGGUCUCGGGAGAAACCGAGAAGGCGAUCCGUUCGGACGCAACAAAAAAAAUUGCUCACACAGACGAACUGUCGUCGAUUUCUGAAUCCAAUAUUGUUAAGCGUGAUAAUAAAAGCGGCAUCGGCGAGCGCAAGCAGCGGAACGACAUUUGUCCCUGGGAGGACGAGAACUCGUGCGAGAGUGAUGCUCCAUUUGUUAAAACUUAUGCAACGCUCGGUUACUUAUAAUUUUUGUAGAUUUAUCAAUAUUUUAUGAUGUCAGGGUUAUAGAAAGAAAUAAUAUUUAAUUUUUUUAUCUUAGACCCUAUGUUUUAAUUGUCAGAGUUAGGCCAUUAUUAUGUAAUUAUAUGAAUAUUUUAAAGUAAAUGAUCGUUAAUUAUUAGAAAA
This is a messenger RNA of Plodia interpunctella (Indianmeal moth), 3705 nucleotides long. RefSeq lists its product as uncharacterized. The record is from RefSeq and is a predicted model, not a curated record. NCBI's taxonomy places the organism in Eukaryota, Metazoa, Arthropoda, Insecta, Lepidoptera, Pyralidae. Gene Ontology annotation, cellular component: plasma membrane; neuron projection; cytoplasm. The coding region runs from base 499 to 3546 and encodes 1015 amino acids. The transcript has 14 exons. Gene Ontology annotation, biological process: intracellular signal transduction; G protein-coupled receptor signaling pathway; regulation of G protein-coupled receptor signaling pathway. Gene Ontology annotation, molecular function: GTPase activator activity.